Messenger RNA from Toxotes jaculatrix (banded archerfish), 1248 nucleotides. RefSeq names its product SLX4 interacting protein (gene slx4ip). NCBI's taxonomy places the organism in Eukaryota, Metazoa, Chordata, Actinopteri, Toxotidae. The record is from RefSeq and is a predicted model, not a curated record. The transcript has 8 exons.
AUGGCUCCUCUCAAAUUUGUCAUUAAUUGUGGGAACUUUGCUGUGCUGGUGGAUCUCCAUGUUCUGCCCCUGGGCGGCCAAGAGGACGCCAGCUGGUUUACUACGGACCACAUCGAGGAGGUUACAGGUCUGGUCCGAGAUGCUGUGGAAUAAAGGGUUAAGCAGUACACAGAGUCCCUCCACAACAGAAGACACCUCAAACAGAAGGAGAUGGCACCUGCUUCAGCCUUUGUUGUGAUAGGCAAAAACUUUAACCUGGUUGCCAAUUUUCUGAAGCGGCACUUCAACCUCAGAUGUAUUGUGAAGCAGCUCUAUGGGGAUUUGCGUGUGUUUCCUGAACGAUAUGUUGUGUGUGUGAGCUGUCCAGAGGAUGCCUCAGUACACCAUGGAAACCCGAGCCUGGCCGCGACAGAGCUGUGCAAACUAAGCAGAUCAGAAUAUUUUUCCAGAGUGGGAGAAACCCAAGAACCUUUAAACAGCCCCACAAAAACAAAGAGCACUGUGCUUCAAAAGAUUGCCAAACAAGCUGGUGUCCAGCAAGAGCUCUGUGGUUCCAGUAUGGGGGAACAGCAAGUUAACCAGCGAGCUCGUCCCGAAGACCAAAGAGGGGAACUUAGAGCUGGAGAGUCAGAAUCAAGCCGAAAAGAGACUCUGUCCAGCUCUGGACAAAAAGCACCCCCAGAGACACACCACAAGGGCCUGACCCAGGAGCAGCAGACUGAGAAAAGUCCUCCAGACAGCAUCAACCCAACUGGGGCCUCAGUAGUUUUCUGCCAACAAGAAAUCAGUCAGGAGACCAGCAAGAGCAAGAGGUGCAAGCUGAGCAACGCAGGGGAAGACCCUCACCCACAGAGGGCCAAGAGGACGUGUCUUGGAGGACCUCCAGCUGCAAUGCAAACUCACUCCACCGAUUGCUCCACACAAACAUCCAAGCAUGACCCUCUUCCUCUGCCGCCCCUUCCUCCAGACGAAGCCAAGGCAGAGUCCAAGGCUUUCCCAGUCUCCAAGUGCAAGAAAACCACACUGGAAGUAGAGCUGCUUACUCCAGGGAAACGCGCCCAGAGGCUCCCCCUCACAAGCAAUAACACGGCACAGACAAACCAAAACAGGCUGGCCGCAAGUCUGAGGGGCCUAUCUGUCAAGCCUGCAUCCUCAGGCUCCUCUAUUAGUUCCAGAUCCACACUCGGAGAGGAGGGGAGCGAAUAUGUGCCCAGAACCUCUAGAUUACGACGACUGAAGAGGUCCUGA